AUGUCGGAAGAGGAACGUGCAGAUGAAGGCAUUAGCGAAGUCAGGCUUAAGAUGGAGGAGGAUGCUCGUAGGAGGAAGGAGAUGGCAGAGGUGGAGUGGCGGGAAUAUGAGGAAAACCGUCGAAUUGAACGGGAGAAGGAAGAGGAAGAGAUCAGGCAACUUCGUGAACGACGUGAACGUCGCAAGAAGGAACGCGCUGAAGAGGAAGCUCGUAUGGCUGAGGCCCGUGCCAUUGAGGAGCAGAAACGCCGUGCUGAGGAGGCAAGUGAUGAUUACCACGAGGAGCGCACGCGCAAGAAGCGCGAGGAGGAGCAGCGCAAGCGUGAGGAGCGCGAGCGCAAACGCGCCGAGUUCGAGGAAAAAUCGAAGCUGGCCACUCGCCGCAACUUCGUGAUCAAUAAGAAGGCGGGGUCCGUUGAGCAAGUUGAGGAAGUAAAACACGAGGAGGUUCAAAAGUCCAAGGAACAGCUGGAGGCUGAGCGCAAGGCGAUUCUGGAACAGCGCAUUCAGCCACUGCAAAUCGACGGGAUGAAGGGUGAGCAGCUGCGCGCGAAGGCCAAGGAGCUCAACGACAUCAUUCUCAGACUGGAGGGUGACAAGUACGAUCUGGAGCAACGUUUCACGCGUCAAAGCUACGACAUGCAAGAACUGGCUGAACGUGCUAGGCAAAUGAACAAGGGAGACAAGCGUGGAACCAAAGUUCAGAACACACCCGAUCCUCUCGCUGCAAAGAUUAGUGGUCUCCCGCCCAAGAUCUCCAUGUAUAGUGAAUACGAGCGUGUGAAAGACCACCGCAGUUUCAAUGAGCGUCAAAACGUUUUCAGUGGUCCACUCUUCACGGAGAGGUAUGAGAGAAUUGAGCCCAAAGUCCACGUCGUCAUGACAGAUGACGGCUUCCAAAUUGGAGACGCUCCCCAAACUCGACCUGCCGCGGCCCCAGAACCGACCGAGGAACCGACUCCCGUCACCGCAGAAUAG
Mesocestoides corti is the source of this 978-nucleotide messenger RNA. NCBI's taxonomy places the organism in Eukaryota, Metazoa, Platyhelminthes, Cestoda, Cyclophyllidea, Mesocestoididae. The record is from the annotation of a GenBank genome assembly.